AUGUAUGGAUAUGAACCUAAUAGGAAAAUUUUGUCUACAAUGGAAGAGUUUCAGGAAGCUUUCCAAUUAUUUGACAGCAGAGGAGAUGGAAAAAUUCAUAUAUCACAAAUAGGGGAUGUUCUUAGAGCUUUGGGACAAAACCCUAUCGAAUCAGAAGUUAAAAAAUUUACCAAACAGCAUAAAGCAGAUGAGAGAAUAAGUUUUGAAGUUUUUUUGCCAAUUUAUCAGACGAUAUCUAAGAGUAGGACCAGCGACACAGCAGAUGAUUUUAUCGAAGGUUUGCGUCAUUUCGAUAAAGAUGGAAAUGGUUUUAUAUCAUCUGCAGAAUUAAGGCACUUGCUUACCACCUUAGGAGAAAAAUUGACAGAUGAGGAAGUAGAACAGGUACUGUCAGGUCAGGAAGAUUCUCAAGGGAACAUAAAUUAUGAAGAAUUUGUUCGUUUGGUCAUGACAGGUUAA
Pediculus humanus corporis (human body louse) is the source of this 459-nucleotide messenger RNA. Its product is annotated as myosin-2 essential light chain, putative. The transcript has 4 exons. Gene Ontology annotation, molecular function: myosin heavy chain binding; calcium ion binding. NCBI's taxonomy places the organism in Eukaryota, Metazoa, Arthropoda, Insecta, Psocodea, Pediculidae. Gene Ontology annotation, cellular component: myosin II complex. The coding region runs from base 1 to 459 and encodes 152 amino acids. The record is from RefSeq and is a predicted model, not a curated record.